GCAGAACGCCAGCCGCUGCUUAUUGCCCGCGGGCUCCCCACAGCGCCCGAGUCGGCUUUGCUGUCCGUGCUAUUCCCAGGCGCUAGGGCUGGAGCCGGUGCGCUCCCAGGGCAAGCACCGGAGGAAGCUGCUGGAUCCCGGGGGAGCGAAGGAGCCGCUAACAGACCAGGCUCCUGCAGUCUCACGGCCAGCGGAGGACCAUUCCUGCCGCUCCGCGUCGGGGCUGCGAGAGGAGGACAAGGACAUGCUGGGCGGCGGCAGUGACUCGGGCCUGGCCACCGCCGCGGCGCGGGGGCAGGUGGAGACUGUGCGGCAGCUCCUGGAAGCCGGCGCAGAUCCCAACGCCAUCAACCGCUUCGGGAGGCGCCCGAUUCAGGUCAUGAUGAUGGGCAGCGCCCAGGUGGCAGAGCUGCUGCUGCUCCACGGAGCUGAACCAAACUGCGCCGACCCUGCCACUCUAACCAGACCCGUGCACGAUGCGGCUCGGGAGGGCUUCCUGGACACGCUGGUGGUGCUGCACAGGGCAGGGGCGCGGCUGGAUGUGUGUGACGCCUGGGGCCGCCUGCCGGUGGACCUGGCUGAAGAACAGGGCCAUCGUGAUAUUGCGAGGUAUCUGCAUGCUGCCACUGGAGACUGAUGGCAGGUUGGCUCGGCGUCCUGCAAGGACUUUUUUCACCCCACCACCAUCUAGGCAGAACUCGGCAGAACCAGCAAGCCUUCCAAAACUCAAAGCCUAUCCAGGAAGGCAAAGCCAAUCAGAAAUAACUUUGCAAGUGUUUUCCUGCAUCUGGAUCUAGCCCUCUAUUCUCACCCUGAAGCCAAAGGGAUCACCAAUUUGAUUUUUUUUUUUAAUUGUGUGAAGUUCCUGGGCCCUUUACCUUUCAGGACAUGGUGUAAAAUAACAAGGGAAGUUCUUGAAUCUCCACAAUAUGAUGUUGCAGUGGGAAGUGGGAACUGGAGAGCGUGGUGAUAGACAUUUGGGAGGUAAUGGUCAGUACCUUCCCCUGUGAACUCCCAAUGUAGAUGAUCCCCAGGCGAGAGAGACCUGAAGACUAGAUGAGCAGCACUGAAGUGCGCCUGGGGCUUUUGGUUCACCUGCAAAAUGGCAUUCUGCUGAAAGUGAGGACUUGCCCCCAGCUCCACCUGGAAGAUGCCAGCAGAUGACUGCUAAACUCUGUGAACCACGGUUCUGAUGGUCUGGUUACUGACAGACUCAACCUACACGAAGUCCAAUGGUGAAUCGUAGUAUGUAGCAAUUUGCUCUCUGUAAAACGGUUUAAGAACCCCUCUAGGAACUUCCUACAUUUGAGUUCUUUAGAAACAGUGUAUUUAAUAAGUUACACUUUUAACAGUGUUAACUUCUUCUGGUCCUCAACAGAGGUGGACUGAAGUUCAGCUUGUUUUUGCUUGGUUGGUCUUCCUCCCUCCUUUCCUCCCUCCCUCCCUCUUUAAGGCAGCGCUUUUCACGUAGCUCAAGCUAACCUCAAGUCAUGGUACCCCUGCCUUAGCCUCCUAAGUACUGGGCUUGUAGCAGGCACCCCUUCUGAAAUACAGAUUACUAGGGAAAUGGUGACAUGUGGCACACUCCUAGUGGCACUGCACACCCUGCUUUCAUGUUCUUUAUGUCUCUGUUCACUGUUUCCUGUAGUGAGUGUCUCCGGAGAACUUUGCUGGUGUCCUUUUAAAUGGCAGCCACACUUAUCCCAGUCAGUUACCUUGGGCUACUUCCUAAAGGUUAGGGAAAAGAGGUUGAGUAUGAACUUACUGAAAUUAAAUGACAAUUUGUGGGCUGCCUUGCUUGCUUGUCUACUGAACAAAUUGUGGGUACACUCUGUGGGGCUUCCAUUGUGACUUAGCUCAUUUCAGCAUUGAAACAAUUGAUACAUCCUUGUUUUAAUAAAGAAUA
Molecule: messenger RNA, 1906 nt
Organism: Onychomys torridus (southern grasshopper mouse)
Lineage: Eukaryota; Metazoa; Chordata; Mammalia; Rodentia; Cricetidae
Product: cyclin-dependent kinase 4 inhibitor B
Exons: 2
Coding region: 245-637 (130 amino acids)
Biological process (GO): regulation of cyclin-dependent protein serine/threonine kinase activity; negative regulation of cell population proliferation
Cellular component (GO): nucleus
Molecular function (GO): protein kinase binding; cyclin-dependent protein serine/threonine kinase inhibitor activity
Source: RefSeq, a predicted model, not a curated record